UCCAAAGUUCUAACAGACAAGAUGUUCAACCGUAAGCAAUCAAUCCUGCUGGCCACGGCUCUUACCCUGCUGGUGCUGCUGGGCUGCCUUUUGGACCACACGGACGCCAAAAGGUCUCGCUCCAAGAGUCGCCACCGUCCAAAGGGUGUGAACAUCGAGAUCUACCAUCCAAAGGGUGUCAUGGUGUGGUACCCGUACCGUACCGAUCUCGAGCUGUUCGGAAUCGAAAUCUACAUCAACAAGAACGACGCAGCCCCAGAAACGGCAUCCUCGUCCGAGGAAGUGAUCCGUCCGGUUUGCGAUAUCUGCCUCAACACGACGGAGGUUUCGUACGGAAAGUUUAUCCUUCGCAGCGAGAACGCGAUCAUCCGGGGCCGUGACCGCGUCACGUACCGUGCGAUCUUGAAGAAGACCAACAGCGAGCCUCGCAUUUCGUCCAGCAAUGAGUUCUACGUUUCGGAGAGUCGCAUUCUGCUGGGCAGCGUCACCGGGGAGGCCAUCGCUUGUAACAGCGCCACUUCGGAGCCACGUAUUGGUGAGUCUAACGGAGAUGACAAGGCGUUGCGCGAUGAGAUCAAGCUGCUCGAGGACAUCCUACUCGAGGUGAACCAGGAGUGCAGUGCCAGCCAGAACCAAACGAAGCAGCUGCACCUGAUUGCCGAAACUCCGACGCGCUAUAACGCGGCUGAACUGUAUGAGUUCGCGAUCAACUGGCUAACCAGUGCACUGCCGUCCGUCAACUGGAAUCGAACGAUGGUUGAUGCGUUUUACGUGGUGAACGGUGGCAUUGGAAUUGAGGUGGCCACCAUCAUCGACAAGCUGAAGAUCCUCAAGAUGGCCCAGGGACUGGCCGAUCAUCCGAUCACCGAUCUUGAUACGUUCCAAAGCGAAGAAUUCACCAACGAGAUCGAUAUGUGGUAGAGCCGUCUUUUGACGAAAUUUUAAUCUCCUGCCCGGUAUGAAUUUUAUAGAAAUAAAUUACAUUUUUGUUUGUUUUC
Molecule: messenger RNA, 998 nt
Organism: Anopheles darlingi
Lineage: Eukaryota; Metazoa; Arthropoda; Insecta; Diptera; Culicidae
Exons: 2
Coding region: 22-921 (299 amino acids)
Molecular function (GO): carbohydrate binding
Source: RefSeq, a predicted model, not a curated record